UGAAAAUAAAAUGGAGGAUGUUGUGACGUGUCCAGACAUUUACGUCGGCAACGGUGAGGUUGCCCCACAAGCGGUCGUGUUUGACACCGUUGUUCAGAUCACCUGUGCUCCUGGAUUCAAGCUGAAUGGAGCACAGCAAGUCAGCUGUGGAGCAGAUGGUUCCUGGAUGCCAAAUGUUCCCACUUGUGAGCCAGUAACAUGUCCAGACAUUUACGUCGCCAAUGGUCAGGUUGCCCCGCAAGUGGUCGUGUUUAACACUGUUGUUCAGAUCACCUGCUCUCCUGGAUUCAAUCUGAAUGGAGCACAGCAACUCCGCUGUGGAGCAGAUGGUUCCUGGACUUCAAAUGUUCCCACUUGUGAGCCAGUGACGUGUCCAGCAAUUUUCGUCAGCAACGGUGAGGUUGCCCCACAAGCGGUCGUGUUUAACACCGUUGUUCAGAUCACCUGUGCUCCUGGAUUCAUUCUGAAUGGAGCACAGCAACUCCGCUGUGGAGCAGAUGGUUCCUGGACGUCAAAUGUUCCCACUUGUGAGCCAGUGACUUGUCCAGACAUUUACAUCACCAAUGGUCAGGUUGCCCCACAAGCGGUCGUGUUUAACACUGUUGUUCAGAUCACCUGCUCUCCUGGAUUCAGUCUGAACGGAGCACAGCAACUCCGCUGUGGAGCAGAUGGUUCCUGGACGUCAAAUGUUCCCACCUGUGAGCCAGAUUGUGUUGAACCAGAGGAUUCUCCGCAAAUGCAGCUGGAUGAUGGUCGUUCUAAAUCGGAGUUCAAGAAAGGGCAGGAUGACGGUCGUUCUAAAUCGGAGUUCAAGAAAGGGCAGGAUGACGGUCGUUCUAAAUCGGAGUUCAAGAAAGGGCAGAAUGACGGUCGUUCUAAAUCGGAGUUCAAGAAAGGGCAGGAUGGCGGUUGUUCUAAAUCGGAGUUCAAGAAAGGGCAGGAUGGCGGUCAUUCUAAAUCGGAGUUCAAGAAAGGGCAGGAUGACGGUCGUUCUAAAUCGGAGUUCAAGAAAGGGCAGGAUGGCGGUUGUUCUAAAUCGGAGUUCAAGAAAGGGCAGGAUGGCGGUCGUUCUAAAUCGGAGUUCAAGAAAGGGCAGGAUGUGGAUUUUAAAUGCGAUCCAGGUUACACGCUAGCAAAAGGAAGUAAAAUAUGCCAUAUGGUGAAAUGUCCAGCAAUUUUCGUCGCCAAUGGUCAGGUUUCCACGCAAGCGGUCGUGUUUAACACCGUUGUUCAGAUCACCUGCGCUCCUGGAUUUAAUCUGAAUGGAGCACCGCAAGUCCGCUGUGGAGCAGAUGGUUUCUGGACUCCAAACAUUCCCAACUGUGAGCCCGUGAAAUGUCCAGUCGUAGUGGUCGCCAAUGGUGUGGUUGCCCCACAAGCGGUUUCAUUUAAAGCUGUUGUCCAGAUCUUCUGCGAUCGUGGGUUUGUACUGAACGGAGCACAAUUAAUCCGUUGUGGAGCUGAUGGUUCCUGGAUGCCAAACAUUCCCACCUGUGAGCCAGUGACUUGUCCAGACAUUUACGUCGCCAAUGGUGAGGUUGCCCCACAAGCGGUUGUGUUUAACACCGUUGUUCAGAUCACCUGCUCUCCUGGAUUCAAUCUGAAUGGAGCACAGCAACUCCGCUGUGGAGCAGAUGGUUCCUGGACUUCAAAUGUUCCCACUUGUGAGCCAGUGACCUGUCCAGACAUUUACGUCGCCAAUGGUCAGGUUGCCCCACAAGCGGUCGUGUUUAACACCGUUGUUCAGAUCACCUGCUCUCCUGGUUUCAAUCUGAAUGGAGCACAGCAACUCCGCUGUGGCGCAGAUGGUUCCUGGACACCAAAUGUUCCCACCUGUGAGCCAGUAACUUGUCCAGACAUUUACGUCGCCAAUGGUCAGGUUGCCCCACAAGGGGUCGUGUUUGACACCGUUGUUCAGAUCACCUGCUCUCCUGGAUUCAGUCUGAACGGAGCACAGCAACUCCGCUGUGGAGCAGAUGGUUCCUGGACUCCAAAUGUUCCCACCUGUGAGCCAGAUUGUGUUGAAGCAGAGGAUUCUCCGCAAAUGCAGCUGGAUGACGGUCGUUCUAAAUCGGUGUUCAACAAAGGGCAGGAUGUGGAUUUUAAAUGCGAUCCAGGUUACACGCUAGCAAAAGGAAGUAAAAUAUGCCAUAUGGUGAAAUGUCCAGCAAUUUCCGUUGCCAAUGGUCAAGUUUCCACGCAAGCGGUUGUGUUUAACACCGUUGUUCAGAUCACCUGCGCUCCUGGAUUUAAGCUGAAUGGAGGGCAGAAACUCCGCUGUGGAGCAGAUGGUUCCUGGAUGCCAAAUGUUCCCACCUGUAAGCCAGUGAAAUGUCCGUCCAUUGUCAUCACCAACGGACGGGUUUCCCCACAAACGGUCGUGUUUAAUGCAGUUGUUCAGAUCACUUGUGCUCCUGGAUUCAAGCUGAAUGGAGCACAGCAAGUCCGCUGUGGAGCAGAUGGUUUCUGGAUGCCAAACAUUCCCACCUGUGAGCCCGUGAAAUGUCCAGUCGUAGUGGUCGCCAGUGGUGUGGUUGCCCCACAAGCGGUUUCAUUUAAAGCUGUUGUCCAGAUCUUCUGCGAUCGUGGGUUUGUACUGAACGGAGCACAAUUAAUCCGUUGUGGAGCUGAUGGUUUCUGGACGCCAAACAUUCCCACCUGUGAGCCAGUAACGUGUCCAGACAUUUACGUCGCCAAUGGUGAGGUUGCCCCACAAGCGGUCGUGUUUGACACCGUUGUUCAGAUCACCUGCUCUCCUGGAUUCAAUCUGAAUGGAGCACAGCAACUCCGCUGUGGAGCAGAUGGUUCCUGGACGUCAAAUGUUCCCACUUGUGAGCCAGUGACGUGUCCAGACAUUUACGUCGCCAAUGGUCAGGUUGCCCCACAAGCGGUCGUGUUUGACACCGUUGUUCAGAUCACCUGCUCUCCUGGUUUCAAUCUGAACGGAGCACAGCAACUCCGCUGUGGAGCAGAUGGUUCCUGGACACCAAAUGUUCCCACCUGUGAGCCAGUAACUUGUCCAGACAUUUACGUCGCCAAUGGUGAGGUUGCCCCACAAGCGGUCGUGUUUGACACCGUUGUUCAGAUCACCUGCUCUCCUGGUUUCAAUCUGAACGGAGCACAGCAACUCCUUUGUGGAGCAGAUGGUUCCUGGACUCCAAAUGUUCCCACCUGUGAGCCAGUAACAUGUCCAGACAUUUACGUCGCCAAUGGUGAGGUUGCCCCACAAGCGGUCGUGUUUAACACCGUUGUUCAGAUCACCUGCUCUCCUGGAUUCAAGCUGAAUGGAGCGCAGCAACUCCGCUGUGGAGCAGAUGGUUCCUGGACGUCAAAUGUUCCCACCUGUGAGCCAGUAUUUCAGAGUCCAGAAUCCAUGACCUGUUCAGCACCCGUGGUUGAAAAUGGAGUGAUAAAAGGUGGAGCCAAGCCAUCGUACGAACCCAACGAUACUGUUAGCAUCAUCUGCAAAGCUGGCUGUCGUAUGAUUGGUGCAUCAGUGGCCAAAUGUGGACCAGAUGGCCAAUGGCAGGGCUUGCCCCGUUGCCGCUUCACAGCAAAAUUUCCUUGA
This is a messenger RNA of Xyrauchen texanus (razorback sucker), 3568 nucleotides long. Its product is annotated as sushi, von Willebrand factor type A, EGF and pentraxin domain-containing protein 1-like. The coding region runs from base 11 to 3568 and encodes 1185 amino acids. The record is from RefSeq and is a predicted model, not a curated record. The transcript is spliced from 20 exons. NCBI's taxonomy places the organism in Eukaryota, Metazoa, Chordata, Actinopteri, Cypriniformes, Catostomidae.